AUGCUCCGCCAAGCCAUCCAGGGAGCUCGGUGGGGAUAUCAGCAUGUCGCCCGCAGAGGCCCGUCGACUUCGCCGCUCGCCUCGCUGCGUGCUUUCUCCGGCAUAGCCCCCCGCUCCACCAACUACGAUGAUCCGCAGAGCAAGAUACGCUUCUACGAACAAGAUACGCAGGAUAGUAAGACGAGGAGGAGGGUUGACCCCGAAGCGGUGCAUCACGCCGAGCGGGAAGAGCUGGCAGGGGAAAUUUCCAAAAUCGACAGCGAGCUCGAACUGCUGAAGGAAGGGCCGUUUGGACCCAAUAGCGAGUUCAUCAAAAAACUCCCCGAGAAGGAAAAGGCUAUUGCCUUGGAGGCUAUCCGGAAAUAUAAGGAGGAGAAGGGGAUCAAUAAUCUCGGGGCCGAUCUGGACGACGUUUUUGAUGAUGAGCUGGACGAGAUGAUAAGAAAGCAGUUUGAGGGGAUGGCGACAGCGCAGGAAAAUUGGGAACCAAGGAAAAAGGACAAGGACUCCCGCAAAACGGUUGCACCGAAGCCUUACGAGGUGAUGGUGCCAGAGGACUCGGAGUCCCAGGCGUACGUCGCGAAAUUCAACGAAUGCCUCACAAAGUUCGCGCAGGAUAGCUCCAAUGAGCGCUGGAAACCCGAAUUGUGGAGAUGGUACCGCCGGUGCAGACAGAUGGUUCCCGGGUUCUUGGAAUCCAUACCGGAUGAGGCGAUGGAGCUACUGUGGAAAUCCCAGGCAGAGAGUUCGACAAGGGCCGCGCGCACCACCCACCUCCAGACUCUCGCGGAGGACGCAUUUUCCGUUAGCAGAUCCCUUCCGACUCCACAUAUCCUCUCGUACAUUGAGUCCCUGCGGGAAACAGGGAAGAUCAAGGAAGCCUUGGAUCAAUGGGAGGCUCAUCAAAUCGGUCUGUCUGAGGGCAAGGAAGACCUGGAGGCCUAUUGGACGCUCGGCGUGCGGCUUUUCGCGGCGGAAGACAACCCGCAGCGCGCGCAGGAUAUCGCACUGGCCUUCCUCGCCAACGACAAGUCCCGCCAGCCGCGUGUACUCAUACCCGUGAUGACAGCGUGGGCGCGCCAGACCGGCAAGGAAGCCGAGGUCAAGGCCUGGGCCUUGUACCUGCAGCUCAAGGCGUUCCUUGCACAGAACAUGACCAUGGAAGACUACGAUCGCAUUAGCAUUGGCUUUCUCAAAGCCGGCAAACUCAACCUCGCUAUCGCGGUGUUCAAAGACAUGAUGGUGACAGGCCAAGACCCCACGCACGACUCGACCUUCCUCUACAAAGCCGCCGUCGGCCUCGCCGGCAACCUCCAGGCGUCCAGCGUCUCCGAACAAGACGUGAACAAGAUCUCUUUGGCAACGCUGACGGUCCUCCCGCGACGGUUCGAAAACCGCUUCUUCUACGCCAGCUGGAUGAAGAAGCUGAUCGGCAUGGGCGAGGUCGACUCCGCCGCCAUGGUCGUCGAGCUCAUGUACGAACGCGGCGUCAAGCCGGACGCCAAACACCUCAACGGGCUCAUUGCAGGCUGGCUCCGGCAAGGAAACGCGGGCGCGCGUGAAAAAGCCGAGCGACUCGGCUGGGCCAUGAUCCAGCGACGCAUCGACAACGUCUGGGCGCGCCACAACACCGGCUCUUCCCCCCGACUGCAACCGCCCGACACCGACGCCGACCCCGACACAGCGGUCCGCAUCCCGGAAUGGAUGAACCGCGAGACCCCCCCCGCCAAUAUCGAGACCUUCUCCGUCCUCCUCCUCCACUACACGCGCCGCGUCGACGAAAGCAUGAUCGACUACCUUAUCAAAUGCCUCGAAGACGCCCACAUCCGCCCCAACUCCUACUUCAUGAACCACCUCCUCUACGCCGAGCUCCGCAAACAAGCCAUCGGCACCCUCUGGCACAAAUACCAAACCCUAAGCAGCACGACCGCCCCGGACCUCGAAACCUUCGCCUGCCUCUGGGACAGCGGCAAGCUGCAAUACGACCUCGGCCGCACAACCGCCCACGCCGCGCCCUCCUUCCCAUCCGCGCGCGGCCUCUUCGCUGAAAUGAUCGCCUGGUACGGCCGUCUCCCGCGCCGCGCGCAGGAUACCACCGCAGCUGAAUUCUCUAAAGACCUCUACGACCAGAUCAUCCGCUGCUUCUGUCUGUCGAAGGAUGUAGCGGGUACGCUCGUCGCGCUGUACGCCCUGCGCGCUGCGUUCGGCUUCGCUCCCGACGAUACCACCGCGCGGCUUAUCACGCUGCAGGUUGCGCGUCACGCGGCCGUCCCGGCUCAAACGCCAUCGCGCCGUCUCCGCCGUCUGUCCAGCACGCCCCGCAGCAAGGAGAACAUCGCGCACGUCAACCGGCUGGUGCAGAUCCUCGGCCAGCGCAAGGUCGCUGCGCUGGAGGCGCGGGGCUUGAAGUACGACUCGCUUGAUCCCGCCGAGAAAGAGCAGUAUCAGCUGGAGAUAAUGGGCGAUUUGCUGCGUAUCGUGAUGGGUCGGACGGUUGAGGGGGCUGAUGCGGUGGAGGGGCAGAUUGAGGCUGCUGCGGGGGAGAUGGGUGUUGAGGGGGUGGAUUUGGGGGAACGAAACCCCAAUCUAUCCACCCCUCUAUUUCUUCCCCCCUUCUUCUUCUUCUUCCCCCCACCCCCAGGACUAUUAUUCCCCGAAGCAUCCGCCUCAACAAGGACCGCAUCAUCAUCGCUUCCGUUCACAGAUGGCACACCGCCAGCCGCAGCCGUAGCAGCCCCAGCAGCAGACGAAACCGACCCCGACGCCUUCCUCUGCUCCGCAGCCGCUGCAGCACCAGUAGAAGUACUCUUCUCAGCAUCCAACUCCUUCAUAAAUUCCUCGGAAACAUCAGCCUUCUUCUUCUCCCACCACGACUUCUCCUCCUCCAGCUUCGACUGGUGGAUGUCCAUGCGUUCGCGGUAG
Aspergillus campestris IBT 28561 is the source of this 2922-nucleotide messenger RNA. RefSeq names its product pentatricopeptide repeat protein. Gene Ontology annotation, molecular function: protein binding. The coding region runs from base 1 to 2922 and encodes 973 amino acids. The transcript has 2 exons. The record is from RefSeq and is a predicted model, not a curated record. Lineage: Eukaryota; Fungi; Ascomycota; Eurotiomycetes; Eurotiales; Aspergillaceae.